Messenger RNA from Puntigrus tetrazona (Sumatra barb), 3494 nucleotides. RefSeq names its product mitochondrial poly(A) polymerase. Lineage: Eukaryota; Metazoa; Chordata; Actinopteri; Cypriniformes; Cyprinidae. The record is from RefSeq and is a predicted model, not a curated record. Gene Ontology annotation, cellular component: mitochondrion. Gene Ontology annotation, molecular function: poly(A) RNA polymerase activity.
UUUGCUAUCAUAUGUCAUAUAGACGUAUAUGUUUUUAAGAUGUUUAUGAUUUAGAAAGUAUGUGAAACUGACAUCUUACAGAUGCCUGUCAGAUGUUUUACAGAGCAGAUGAAACUCAUCUUCUUGCAGACGAACGCGUGCUAUCUCAUAAGGUUUUUAUAAAAGUCAGGAGAAGUCCGUUGGCCAAUUUUCACCAACGAAGCGAUGUUUAUAACAUGUAAACCUGCAGAAUAAGUCACUAAGCAAAUAAGUGAAAAAAAAAUAAAAAAUCUCCGAAUAUUUUCAGAAAGAUAUAUUCAAAUCUGGCGAUCUCCAGCCUGGCAAUUUCAGGUUUUUCCGAAUGCGAAACACAGCACUGUCCGUUCACAGCCACCGUAGAGCCAAUGUGUACGCACGCGCCCGUCUCAAAGCAACAAUGGCGUCCUCCUUUGGCGUGUGUAGGUUACGAUUCAGGGCUUUAGGGGGUCUUAAUAAAUUUUGUCUGGGAUUGGAACCUCAAACGCAUAUAAGAUUCAACUCGACUGCACCAGCACUCAAAGUCCAGACAGAGAACAAAACAGCGAAAGCCGCCAAUGAAAGUGAAACGUUUCAAGCGAUCCAAGAGAAGAGAAGAGAAGAAGCUGACAGGUCUGUUUUGAUCAGCUGUCCACCUAAGAUCGACAAAAAGAAGUUUUUAGAUUACCUGUCUAAACACGGGACAGUCAACAAACAUUUUUUCUACAACAGCUAUGGAUUAUAUGCAGUAGUUGAAUUCUCCAACAAGGAGAGCAUUGCCUCACUGAAGGAGAGCACUAAUGUUCCAGCUGUUGAUCACGAAGCUGUGGUGCCUUUCAAAUCUCGCCUGCUGUCAUUAAAAUGGUCAGGUAGUCUGUCAAGAAAUCAUUCUGUGCCCGACCUCAAAGAGCAGUCCCCUCCAUCCAUCAAUGAAAUCAUCCAGCUGCUAUCGGAAAAGGACAGCAUUAAUGAACAACUACAAUGUUUGACAGAGACUUUGCAGCUCACAGAGGAGAACAUCAGUCUGCGCUUUCUUGUUUGUUCGCUGCUUCAAGACAUAGCUGGAGCGUAUUUCCCAGAAUGUAUUAUCAGGCCUUUCGGCUCCUCUGUCAACAGCUUUGGCAAACUGGGCUGUGAUGUUGACAUGAUUCUGGACCUUGAUGGCAUAUAUCCAACAUACCAGAAAAAGCGCCCAGGACUGUCUCUGGAGUACCAGGUGAAGAGAGGAGGUUCAGAUCGAGCUGUGACCCAGAGUAUCCUCUCAGUCAUUGGGAAAUGUCUAGACCAGUUUGGCCCCGGAUGUGUGGGAGUCCAGAACAUUCUCCAAGCUCGAUGUCCUCUUGUCCGCUUUGCUCACCAACCCUCUGGCUUUCAGUGUGAUCUCACUGCCAAUAACAGGGUGGCAAUGAAGAGUUCCGAACUGCUGUUUCUCUACGGCCAGCUGGACCCUCGUGUUCGGCAACUAGUGUUCAGUGUGCGGUGCUGGGCUCGGGCUCAUAGCAUCACAAGCAGUAUUCCAGGAGCAUGGAUCACUAACUUUUCUUUAACAAUCAUGGUCGUGUUCUUUCUACAACAGAGGAAUCCUUCCAUACUGCCCACACUGGACCGACUGAAGGAGCUGGCAGGACCGUCAGAUAAGUGUGUCAUUGAGGGUAAUGACUGCACUAUUGUCAGUGACCUUAGCAAGAUUACACUGAAGCAGAACACAGAUACAUUAGAGAAACUGUUGCAGGAAUUCUUCGAGUUUUACGGCAAUUUCCCCUUCAACAAGGCAUCGAUCAAUAUCAGGAAGGGCAAGGAGCAGUCUAAACCGGAAGCGACCGCUUUGUAUAUCCAGAAUCCAUUUGAAACCACUCUAAACAUUAGCAAGAAUGUUAAUGCAACACAGGUAGAACGUUUCGUGGCACUUUGUCGAGAAAGUGCUUGGCUUUUCCAGCAGAAAGAAAUUCAUAAGCGAAGUUCAGACUCGCCGUGGGGGUUGGCCGCACUUCUCCUUCCUUUAGUCACCCCAGCAGCAGCGGUGAAAAGUCACAGGAAGAGGAAACUGGAACCUGCUAGUUCAAGAAUAAAGAACCUCUUAGACUCUCUGAAGAUUAAAGGUGGUGAAACUGUUGCAAAGAAGGGAACUGAAAACGCUAGCAGGUGAUAUGGUCAAUAAACUUCACUCAUCCUGAAGAACACGGAAAACGUCUUCUGAACAACUAAUUUAAAUGACCAGCACACCAAAAGAGUGGAGCAAGUUUAUAUAUUUCUACAGUCAGAAUCUGUAAGUCCUUUAGGAAAUGUAAAAAAAAAAAAACUGAAGUAUUUCACAUGAAAGAGUAACUUUGUAGAUUUUAGUGUGAUAUAACAAUGGAAGAAGAGGUCCACUGCGGUCUUGACUCCUAAGACAAAUGGUUGUGUUGAUCUGAUAACAACAAUCAUUACGGUUUCCAGAGAAGUGAAGCAGAACCUCUGAACACUAAAUGGCUUGCAUGGAACGGUUGUGAUUAUUUUAGAUCACAAACAACCUCCCAUCUUCUCUGAGUUGCCAUAAAAUUACAACAGUCUAAUGACUCCAUAAACAGUCACUGUCAACUAAAUAAUGUUUUAUAAGAUAUUAAAACAAAGUAAUGUUCAGACCAUUACUGUUCGUUUCUCCUUGGGCUUCUUUGUUUCUAAUUUUCUGAAUGUUUUAUUAAUAAUAGCUUUAUGACGAGCCUGUUUCUGCCACAGAAUAAAUAAGUUUUAUUUCUAAAUAAUUUUAUAUUUCAGUUUAAUUUCCUUAACUGGGGCUUAGAAACGUAACCACAAUGUGACGAGAACAACUUUAUUUCUUCUGAUUGGUGCAUCAUGUCCUUGUUAUUGUGACUGAACCGAACUAUGAGACUUGACCUAAAUUUCUCAAUUCUAUUUCUCGGAAUUAUGAUUUUUAUAUCUCAUAAUGAAACUUUGACCUUUUAUCUCACAAUUGUGACUUAAUUUUAUUGUGAUUUGAAAUGAAAAUUGAUAAAGGAUCUGGGCGACUUGGCCGGCUACUACAAUCUGGUUAGAGGACCACCGUCAAGUGAAUAUGGCUAAUUAAGGUGGAUUUUUGCUGAGGACCAGUGGGGUACUUGUAUAGUUUGCGUUCAUAUAUAUGCUAUCAGAGUUGCAUACAUGGAUCCGAUCCAUGGAGCUGAAGUAAUCCAUAAAAUGAUUCAGUAUAUACUGUAUUGUGUCCUUAAUAAGACAACAGUCUACGCUGAUUGGACACAAGCUUGUGGACAGACUUGUGGUUUUCAUUGUGUGAUGAACAGUUUGUGAGAUGUGAUUUCAUUAAUGCAGUUCCUUGUCUGUGUUUUGAGAGAGUAUAUCAUGUGUAUAUUAAGUACAUAUUAGGAAUGCACCAAUAUUAAAAUCUGGCCAAUAUAGAAAAACCUAUAAUUAUAUUUUUCUGUUAUAGUUGUUAAAAAUAAGUGGCUGAUUUUGGUAAUCAAAAUGCAUCAAUAAAGCAAAUGUGCCUGAACAAUUAAAAAUAA